GUCUGAACCAUUAAGUGCUGAACCAGUAAGAGGUCUGAACCAUUAAGAGCUAGUAUAUUGUUUAACUAUUCAGAGGCAAAUGUCUGAUCAAUUCAGAUAAGAGCUCUUAACCAUUCAGACUCUGUAUAAUACUUAACCAUUCAGAGGCAAAUCUCUUAAUCAUUCAGACAUCUGAACCAUUAAGAGGCUGAAACAAACAGUCUGAACCAUUAAGUGCUGAAUCAUUCAGACAUCUGAACCAUUAAGAGGCUGAAACAAACAGCCCCUGAGUCAAAAUCUUCAACAACCAUUCAAUAUAUGUCGUUCAGGUUUUUGGAGAAAUUGCAGCAAGACAUCCCGGGAAAAGGGGUGAGGGAGCAGCUGGAGGCACUUUGCGGCAUCUACUCUCUAUUUCUCCUACAUAAACACCAAGGAGACUUCCUUUCCACCAACUACAUUACCCCACAGCAAGCCUCACUUGCUAAUGAUCAGCUAAGAUCUUUGUACACCCAGGUACGCCCUAAUGCUAUUGCACUGGUGGAUGCGUUCAACUACACCGACCACUUCCUUGGGUCGGUUCUCGGACGGUAUGAUGGAAAUGUGUACCCGAAGCUGUACGAGGAAGCGUGGAAAGACCCAUUAAACGACUCGGUUCUGCCCGACGGGUAUCACGAAUACAUUAGACCACUCCUAAACCAACAAUUGCUGUCUGCUAGAUUGUGACUCAAAACACGGCAAAGCUCAUUACUUGUUGCGUGAAAGGAAGCUAUACCUCCAUAUACUAUUAUCAUCGUAUCACGGAUUCACGGGCUUGGAAUAAACUUAGGGCUUGUUUGUUGAGGGCAUUAUUUGGAUGAAUUGUAGUGAUUCUUCUGAUAUACACUCUGUGUUUAGUGGCAUCCAUUUCAGCCAAAUUUAACUUAUACAUUGGUAAGUCAAAAUUGGCUACCAAACAAUGCCCUAUUCUUUGUACUAAAAAAAGCAUAUUUAGGGUCCGUUUGGUAUACGGAAUUGAUGGAAUUGGAAUUGAAUUGGAAUUGAAAUUCCAUGAGAUUCAAUUCCAUAUAAUUGAAUUCUGCCAAUUCCAAUUCAUUUUUUGCACUAUCAAUUCCAAAUCCACAUAAUUUUUGUGCUACCAAACACGAGAAUUGGAAUUGAAGCCCUCAAUUCCAAUUCCAUAGUUUGAAUUCCGUGUACCAAACGGGGCCUUAACAAACUUCUUUAUUUGCAUUUGUUAUUUUAUUUUAUACUCCGUAAUUGUUAAAUCAAUUAAGAUUAUUAAC
Messenger RNA from Cuscuta campestris, 1262 nucleotides. NCBI's taxonomy places the organism in Eukaryota, Viridiplantae, Streptophyta, Magnoliopsida, Solanales, Convolvulaceae. The record is from the annotation of a GenBank genome assembly.